Messenger RNA from Letharia columbiana, 504 nucleotides. RefSeq lists its product as uncharacterized. The record is from RefSeq and is a predicted model, not a curated record. The transcript has 2 exons. NCBI's taxonomy places the organism in Eukaryota, Fungi, Ascomycota, Lecanoromycetes, Lecanorales, Parmeliaceae. Bases 1 to 504 code for a protein of 167 amino acids.
AUGAGGAAGGUCUAUGGGCAAGAAAAAGAGACAUUCGGAAAGACACGGGACGAACUCAGGCAUCUGUUGCACGACGCUGACAUGGAAACAGACAGCUAUGUGGUGGAAUGGUCCAACAGUGGGAUAGACUACAGUUUCUUGAAGAUGAUCAUGCAACAACACACUCCUUCAAACUCCAUUCUACUUAUCCAUUUCUGGAGGCCCGUCCUCCCUGGAUUCUUAAAAUUUGGUAAGGGCGAGCUACGGAUCGAUGAACAGAUAUCCCGGCUACAAAAGCAACUGGUGAUGGAGUACGACAAGGACGAAGAAUCCGAUGAUGGUCAAAGUGUGAAAGACGUCGACUCACUCGAGACUCAGAUUGCUCACGUAGAGGCGAUGGAAGCAAUGACUGGUGGAGAGAAAAAAUUCGCUGAUCUCUUUCUUAAAUCUUUCGGUACACUACCGUCUGUCGACUCAAUCUCUGGUCCCACGAACAGCACCAGUGUCGGGGAACGAGGUUCUUAA